Hordeum vulgare subsp. vulgare (domesticated barley) is the source of this 1302-nucleotide messenger RNA. RefSeq lists its product as uncharacterized. The transcript is spliced from 2 exons. Gene Ontology annotation, molecular function: protein binding. NCBI's taxonomy places the organism in Eukaryota, Viridiplantae, Streptophyta, Magnoliopsida, Poales, Poaceae. The coding region runs from base 1 to 1302 and encodes 433 amino acids. The record is from RefSeq and is a predicted model, not a curated record.
AUGGUACAUGGCCUUCAUGGCGGUGGAGGGGCAGGAACCCCUCUGAGAUCGGCAAGAGGCCGGCGGCAACCACACCAGAUGCUGCCCUUCGACGUGCUGGUGGACAUUGCGGCGCGCACCGACCCGGCCACCCUCGUGCGCUGCGCCGCCACCUGCAUGGACAUGCGCUGCCGCCUGAAGCACAACCCCGGCCUCCAUCUCCAUGGCCGCCUCCGCCUCCGCCUCCGGCACGGCGACCGCUUCGUGCUCCCCUUACUGCGCGGCCACCUCAUCCGCGGCUGCUGGCGCAAGAAAAAGGAGGAGCUGUUCCUCAUGGACACCACCGCCGCAGACGCCACCAGGCUGCACACAGUCACAGACACAACAGACGCUACCGAGCUGCACACAGUCACCAACGCCGGCAGCUUCCCCCUCGCGUCACGCGACGGCCUUAUCCUCACCCGUGUAGGCCAAGAGCUCCGUGUGUCCGACCCGGCCACCGGCAACAGCCAUACCCUGCCGUCACAACCCGUAUUCCCCCUGGUUGUGGGCCGUCAGGCUCAGGCCACUAGAGAGAUAGGUUAUGACUUGCUCGUCGGCGACAAUGAAGAUAAGGGCGGGACCGCCGUCGGUCGGCAUUUUCAGGUGGUCAUGGCGUACGUAGAGCUGUCACAACACCGCCGGCUCCUACAACUCCAGACUUUCUCGUCGGAGCACGACGCGUGGGGCCGCUAUACCGAGAUCCGGGCGCCUAAGCUGCAUGGCAGCCGCCUGCAAGAAGGCCUCGGCAGGGCUUUGGUCGUCGACAACAACACUAUGUAUUUGUCCUUGAUGACCGACACCCGAGCCUAUGUACUCAAGCUCCAUGUCAAAACCGAGGUGAUGGCGCUGAUGCUCCUAGACAGCUUCCCCCGUAGCAGGUGGCACAACCAAAUCCUGGCGACGUUGUCGGCAGGUGGAAAUCCGACCAUGUUGGUCGCGGAAGGCAACAAGAUGUUGGCUUGGGCGCAGUCAAAGCAAACAGGGAAGUGGCAGCAGAGACCACAUGUGGUGUUUGAGACGGACGCAAUCUCGCGGUUUCUAGAUAAGGUGGACGGUGGAAUCAGACCCCUACCAUGGCCAAGCCAGCUCCAUCUAGUGUCGUUCGCCAAGAGGAGCGGCACCGUGCUCAUCAUGUCAGUCAAUUGUUUUUUCUGGCUUGACCUGCAGUCCAUGAAGAUUGUGAGGUGGUUUUCGGUUCAUGAUGGUCCGGACAUGGUCGAGAACAUCCCAUAUGAGAUAAAUUUGACGGAUUGGGUUCCAACAUUCAAUAGUAGAUUGUGA